AUCGCUAUAUUGGCUUCUCUAUUAUUUACCCUUUUUUUCUUGGUUUCUCCCUCUAAAUCCUUCUAUUUUAUCACUCUAAUGGUUUUUCAAUUCCAUAUCUACGUAAGCGCUUUUAUGCCACCAGUUGAAUGGUUGCCCAAAUUCAUGUCUCUCUCUGUUAUUUUUUCAUUGCAACGACUACCGAAUAAGUGGAAGCUUAUAUUUAUUUUAUCACUAUAAUGGUUGUCCAAAUUAUUUUUUCUCUCUGAACUUAUUUAUGUCAUUGUGAUGGAUGCCCAGCUUCUCUUUCCCAUUUGUCGACUGAAGUGCAGAGUUUCAGAGACCGUCCCUCUCACUGCAGCUAAAGCUGAUGUUUCGUUUCUCAUUCAAGAAUGGUUGCUCAACUUCUUUCUCUCACCAAUCUUCAUCGGAAUAUACAGUAUACACUACCAAUCUCAAUAUUUUGCCUGUAUCUGCAUUUUCCAGAAUGACAGCCAAGUCUAAAACUGCCGUGUAAUUAUUGGCCUUAGAAUGGUCAUGUGAUUUCUUACCCUGAGAGGUUUUUCUUUGCUUUAAUGGCGGGAUUGAUGGCACAUAAACAAGAAACUGAUUUUAUCAGAAAGGUUUGUGGGAUCAUCUUGAAGGGACAAUUCCAUGUUCUGACAAGACCCAAUAUUACUUCUAGGUUUACAAACACUAUGGUGAAUUCCAUAUUGUCAAAUCUAUCUUCUGAUUCUUUGGCUUCAUGGAGUUUCUUCAAAUGGGUAGAGUCCAUUCCAAAUUAUAAACACUCAGUCCAACCAUACUGGACCAUGAUUCAUAUUCUCACCAAGAACAAACAGUACAAUAUUGCACAAUCCUUGGUUAAAAGGAUAAUGUUUAGGGAAUUUUUGUCUUCUCCAUCUGUUCUAAAUGCACUUCUAAAUAGUUGCAGCGACGCCAUUUCAAAUUCUGAGGUUUUGAGCUGGUUAAUCAUCUAUUAUGCCCAAUCUAAGAUGACCCAAGACGCAAUCCAGAUAUUUAACCAGAUGAAUAUCCAUGGUUUUAAACCCCAUCUCCAUGCUUGCACCUCUCUGUUAAGUGCACUUGCAAAAGAAAAAUUAACAGCCACUCUAUGGAAAAUUCAUGAAAGAAUGGUGGAAAUUGGAAUUAUGUUCAAUACCCAUGUUUACAAUGCAAUGAUCCAUGCUUGUUACAUUUCUGGUGAUGUAGAGAAAGCUGAGAAACUUGUAAAAGACAUGGAUGAAAGAAGGGUUCCUUUAGACCUCUUCUCUUACAAUACUCUUAUCGCUUUUUGCAAAAAGGGCAUGCAUUAUGAAGCUUUUUGUAUUCAAGAUAGGAUGGAGAGAGAAGGUAUAAGGCCUGAUAUAGUGACUUAUAAUGUAUUGAUUCAUGGAUAUUGUCGGGAAGGUCGAAUGAGAGAGGCUUGGAAGCUUUUUAAGGAAAUGAGAGAUACAAAGCCUAAUCACAUCACAUACACGACAUUGAUUAAUGGUUAUUGUAGGGUUAAUGAUGUUUCUGAGGCUUUUAGACUGAGACAUGAGAUGGAGGCUAAGGGGAUUUUUCCUGGGGUGGCUACAUAUAAUUCGAUCAUUCGUAAGCUUUGUGAGGAGGGGAAAAUGAGAGCUGCUAAUUUGCUCUUGGAUGAGAUGAGAGAGAGGAAGAUUGAACCUGAUAAUGUGACCUGCAAUACUUUGAUCAAUGCCUAUUGCAAGAGAGGGGACAUGGUGUUUGCUUGGAAGAUCAGAAAUAUGAUGUUGGAAGGAGGACUCAAACUAGACCAGUUCACUUAUAAAGCUUUGAUUCGUGGGUUUUGCAAGACCCAAGAAAUCAGUGAGGCGGCCGAGGUCCUCUUUGAGAUGCUCAAUGCAGGUUUCUGCCCAAGUUAUAGCACUUACGCGUGGCUUGUUGAUGGUUAUUGCAACCAGAGAAAUGAAGAGGCAGCUCUUAGGAUUCCUUUGGAGCUUGCUAAGAGAGGACUUGGUGCUGAUAUAUCUGUUUAUAGAGCGCUUAUCCGAAGAUUUUGCAAGAAAGGCAUGGUGGAUUUUGCACAGAAGGCAUUUAUUCAGAUGCAAAGUAAUGGUUUACCUGGUUGUACUCUUACUUUUGCCAAUAUGGCCUAUGCAUACUUAGAUGCAGGGAAGCCUAUAAUGGCCUCUGAGUUAUUGAAUGACAUGGCCAAGAAAGGUCUUAACAUAACCGCUAAAAUUUACAAAUCUCUUGGGGAUUCUCAUGCUGGUGAAGAUAGUAAAUUGGAGCGGUUCUGGGAUUAUGCUACUGCAAAGGGCUUGGUCGCUAAGAAUGUUUGCAAGUUGUUGAGGCAUUCUAAGUUUAAUAUGGAAAAUACAUUGGCUUUAUAAACUGGAAGGACUUCGUCCAAUAGGUACUGUGACCUUUGAAAUGACCAAAAUUUUCAGAAUGGCAUAUGAAAUCUAGAUUGUCAGCUGUUGCUUGGA
Molecule: messenger RNA, 2435 nt
Organism: Amborella trichopoda
Lineage: Eukaryota; Viridiplantae; Streptophyta; Magnoliopsida; Amborellales; Amborellaceae
Product: Tetratricopeptide repeat (TPR)-like superfamily protein
Molecular function (GO): protein binding
Source: RefSeq, a predicted model, not a curated record